UUCAAAAUUAACUUAGUUGGUACCUAAAAUUAAAAAUUAGAAGUCGAUUUUAAGUUUACGGAGAUAUAAAUGAGUUAGGUUAAAGUUAAGUUAAUCAAAACAGCGAACUAGUAAGUUAAGUUAAUAGGUAAAAAUCAAUUUAAUUUUUAACUUUUUAACUCGUUAAUGCCCCAGCCUUGAGUAAACCAGUAAACCAUUGACAACCUAACGGAUUCGAGUACAGUACACGAAUGUCGAACUAUACUCUACGUCCUACAGUACUACUGUAAGGACCGAACUAGUGUAAAUUAAAUAUGAAGGUUAUAUGGGUAGUCGAUUAUAAACUGAUGCGCCUCUCCUGAAUACGCUACGCAGUUUGCCUAAAAUCGGCCAAAUGACGUGACAACUAGCUUUUACAGCGUUAUCCGAUCUAACUAUCCAGCGCCUUGUAGCGGCACCCGAUAAUUACCGCACCACCGAAAAACCGGCCAGUGAGCAAUCUUUAGUAUUUAUAAUCAAUGCUAAUACAUUAUUAAAUUAUUGUAGAUUCAACAUGGAUGCAACGAAUAAAGAAGAAAAACAACACAAUCCUAGAUCAGAAGCUAACAUUUUCGGAAUAAUUACUUUUAGUUGGAUUUUUGAAAUUGUCAAAAAAGGAUUAAAACAAGAUUUAAAUUUCAUCGAUUUAUACAAGAAUUUGAAUGAAGACUCUUCAGAGUUAUUGGGAAAUAAAUUACAAAAACUAUGGAAUAAUGAGUUGAUAAACUCUGAGAAAAAAAACCAAAAGCCAAGUUUUUUGAAUACGUUAUUUAAAAUGUUUGGAUCAACAUUCAUGUUUUGGGGAAUUUAUAUAGCAAUACUAGAAAUUAGUUUAAACAUUAGCAUCGGAACUAUCGUUGGACAUAUUAUCUCACAUUUUGAAAGUAGUUCAGCAGAUAACUCAAUAAGGAUGUAUUUAUUGAUUGGUCUAGUCAUACUUCUAGUAAUGAGAAUAGUUACUUUUUGUAUUUACGAAAUGGCAGCUGCACAUCUAGGCAUGAAAAUUAGAAUAGCAACGUCCAAUCUAAUUUACAAGAAGGCACUUCGACUCAAAGUAAGUUCUAUGAACCAAAUCUCUACUGGCCAAAUAUUAAACUUAAUUUCAAACGAUUUAAGUCGAUUUGACUUUGGAAUUAUACUUUUAUCAUUUUUGUGGAUUGGACCGAUAGAAACUGCUGUAGUGACGUACUUUUUGUGGCAAGAAGUUAGUGUCUCAUCAUUAUUUGGAGUAUCCACAUUGGUUAUGUUUAUACCAUUACAAUUAUGGUUAGGAUCAAAAAAGUCUGAAAUUAUAUUAAAAUCUGCCAAAAGAACUGACGAACGAGUUCAUCUCAUGAAUGAAAUAAUUUUAGGCUUACGAGCGAUAAAAAUGUAUACAUGGGAACCAUUUUUUGACAAUAUUGCAAAAUCUUAUAGGAAAAAAGAAAUCAACGAGAUUAAAAAAUCAUUUUAUAUCAACGGAAUAUCAUACUCGUUUAUUAUUUUUAACACUAGACUAGCAUUGUUUGUAACAUUGUUUGCAUACAUAUUAAUUGGAAAUAAUUUAACUGCAUCAAAAGUAUUUGUAAUAACUUCGUAUUAUUAUAUUUUGCAAAGAUUGAUACAACUCUUUCUACCGUCCAUAGGUGUUAGUGCUGAAUCACUUGUCUCAGUUAAAAGAAUCGAGGAUUUUCUUUUAAAAGAAGAAAAGAAUAGACAACCAAACAACAUUAUAAAAACAACAGCUGGUACUACACACAAAACUAUUAAUGAGAAGAUUAACGAUGAAAAUGGCACUGAACAGUUAAGUCGUUUCGGAGUAACAUUUAUUAAUGUUUCUGCCAAGUGGACAGCCUCUCAAGCAAACAACACUUUAGAAAAUAUACAUUUAACUAUAAAACCUAAUCGAUUAGUCGCAAUAGUUGGUCCAGUUGGAGCCGGAAAAAGUUCAUUAUUACAAGCCAUUCUACAAGAAUUACCACUAAUAAAAGGCAGUAUAUCUGUACGUGGAGUAGUAUCAUACGCGUCGCAAGAACCGUGGUUAUUUGCAGGUUCCGUUAAACAAAAUAUUCUAUUUGGAUCUCCUAUGGACAAAAAACGAUAUGAUAAAGUUAUAGAAGUGUGUGCUUUAAUGCUAGAUUUGGAGCAGUUUCCUCAUGGCGAUAGAACAAUUGUUGGUGAGAAGGGCAUUUCUCUUAGUGGAGGUCAAAAAUCAAGAAUAAAUUUAGCAAGGGCAAUAUACAAACAAGCAGAUAUUUAUUUAUUGGAUGAUCCUUUAUCAGCAGUAGACACAGAAGUGGGAAAACAUUUAUUUGAAAAAUGCAUAAAUGAUUAUCUUAAAGAAAAGACAUGCAUACUCAUAACUCAUCAAAUACAAUACUUAAUAAAUGUAGAGCAUAUUGUCAUAAUGGAAAACGCAAAAAUAUUGGCAGAAGGUUCAUAUAAACAACUGCGGGAAUCAGGUUCAUACUUCACAAAAAAUAUUGAAUAUUCAUCAGAAACGUCAAUUUUAAGUAGUGUGAUUGAUAAAACCAGUGCCGAUAUCGUAGUAAAAUAUUCUACGAAUGAAGGCUCUCAAAAGCAAAAUUUAAAUCCAGUCACUUCAUCUAUAAAAGAAAUCAAAACAAUUAAUAAAGAACACACGUCGCAACCGGUCGAAUUAGUGGAAACGCAUUCUACUAAAAAUAAUGCGUUGGGUGUUUUUUUUAAGUAUAUUUUUUCGGGUGGAAACUAUUUUAAAGUAUUAGCUUUAAUUUUGUUUUGCAUUCUCACACAAGUACUAUCGUCAGGUGCAGAUUACUGGAUAACUGAUUGGAUUCAUUUGGAAGAAAACGUUUUUCAAACGAUAAAUUCUUCGAAGUCAAUCAAUUCAUCUGCAACCGUUUUAUCUGAUGAAUCAUUGACAUCGUUUAAUGCAUCGAGAAAAUCAUGUGUUAUCAUAUUUGCAGGGCUGAUAUUCUUGAUUAUAAUUAUUGCAUUCCUCCAAUCAGCUUUAUUUGUAUCCGUAUGCACUGAAGCAUCUAUGACUUUGCAUAAUCGCAUGUUCUUUUCGAUAACUAGAGCAACAAUGGAUUUUCUGAGUAAAACACCAACGGGACGAAUACUCAAUCGAUUUUCAAAGGAUAUAGGAUCCAUUGAUGAAUUACCUUUUUCUCUCACUAAUUGUAUACAAAUUAUAUUGUUGACGAUAGGAAAUAUAACUGUAGUUGGAAUUGUAAAUCCCUAUCUGAUACUACCGUCAAUCGUUUUAGUAAUAUUUUUUUUUAAAAUAAAAAAAUAUUUUAUGAAAACAAUUCAAAAUAUAACACGUUUAGAAGGUGUUGCGCGAAGUCCUAUAUACACUCAUGUUACUUCAUCGCUUCAAGGAUUAGCAACAAUAAGAGCGUUUAAUGUAGAAGAAACUCUAAUCCAAGAAUUUACCAUUCAUCAAGAUUUACAUUCAUCGGCUUGGUAUUUGUUUCUGGCUUUAAGUAGGGCGUUUGGUUUUUGGUUGAAUAUAGGUGGCAUGAUCUAUAUAAGUGUUGUAAUAUUUUUUCUUAUACUGCUUAGCGAUGAUACAAAUAAGAGAUAUGUUGGACUGACCGUCUCACAAGUCAUCUUAAUGUCGACCAUGUUCCAAUGGGUAAUGCGGCAUACAGCAGACUUGGAAAAUCAUAUGACGUAUGUAGAAAGAGUUCUAGAAUAUACAAAUGUGCCACAAGAAGCAGUCUUUGAAACAACUCCAGAUAAAUUACCGUCAAUAGACUGGCCUAGUCAUGGUAAAAUUAUUUUCAAAAGAUUUUAUCUACGUUAUUCUUGCAACUCGCCAUUUGUUUUAAAUAAUCUCAACAUCGAAAUUAAAGCAGCUGAAAAAAUAGGAAUUGUCGGAAGAACUGGUGCGGGAAAAUCAUCUUUGAUUUCAGCAUUGUUUAGAUUAGCUUUUAACGAAGGUCAAAUCUUCAUCGAUGACAUAGAAAUUCACGAAUUGGGAUUACAUGACUUGCGAUCCAAAAUUUCCAUUAUACCUCAAGAACCAGUUUUGUUUUCAGGAACAAUGAGAAACAAUUUAGAUCCAUUUAAUGAAUACCCAGAUCAUGUUCUUUGGAAUGCUUUAGAUGAAGUAGAACUCAAAAACGUUGUGGAAGAUUUUUCUGAUGGCCUAAACACAAAAAUAUCAGAAGGUGGAACUAAUUUCAGUGUUGGACAAAGACAAUUAGUAUGUUUGGCUAGAGCAAUUAUACGAAAUAAUAAAAUACUCGUGUUAGACGAAGCCACUGCAAAUGUUGAUGUUCAAACCGACUCUUUAAUUCAAAACACUAUUAGAAAUAAAUUCCGUGAGUGUACCGUAUUAACGAUUGCACAUCGGUUGAAUACAGUGAUUGAUUCUGACAAAAUACUUGUUAUGAAUACUGGCAUGGUUGUCGAAUUUGAUCAUCCAUAUAUUCUAUUGAAAAAUAAAGAUGGAUAUUUCCACAAAUUAGUUGAACAAACUGGACAAAGCACUGCUCAAUCAUUAAAGACUUUGGCUUAUGAAAGUUACUGUAAAGGACAGAUGCCAAACGGACAACAAUUGUCAAGUAUUAACGAAGACGAAGAUUAAAUCAAAUUAUGAAUAUUUUACAGUAAUUUUUGUAUAAUCUAAUAGAUAUUAGAUAAUUAUUGUGUAUUUAGGUGAAUUAAAAAAUUAUUUAAAAUUGUUUUUUAUGUAUUCUAUAAAAAGUUGGAAUUUGUGAGUUUGUUGUUUUAGAUUCUGAAUGAAAUGAUGAAUUUAUUGAUUUUAUAA
Molecule: messenger RNA, 4759 nt
Organism: Aphis gossypii (cotton aphid)
Lineage: Eukaryota; Metazoa; Arthropoda; Insecta; Hemiptera; Aphididae
Product: ATP-binding cassette sub-family C member 4-like
Biological process (GO): transmembrane transport
Cellular component (GO): membrane
Molecular function (GO): ABC-type transporter activity; ATP hydrolysis activity; ATP binding
Source: RefSeq, a predicted model, not a curated record